AAAAAAAAAAAAAAAAAAAAAAAUAUUAGAAUGAACAAAGCCAUUCUUAGUAAACUUCUUGAACUACUCCUUUCUGGAACUGAUUCUAAAAAUGAUUAUGCACUUGGUAUAGACUAGGCUGGUAAGUUGAUUCCCUACUGCUUUCUAGCACAUAUAUACAGACAUAUAUCUAAAUAAUAAGAUUGUUGACUAUUUAAAAAACUUCGUAGGCCCGUGUGAUUACAUGUUUGCUGUAAAGAAAAUCAAUAAUAUCUACAUAGCCAAACACACCAGCAACCUUUCCAUACCAGAAUAUCUACAUCAAUUGCCUUCAUUCAUAGCCAUGCUCAAAAACUUGUACAUUUGGAAAAAUCAUCAUAUCGAGUUACAGGAUACGAUUUUAACAGGAGUGAUUGCAAAAGAAAACGACUUUUUUUUUAGCAUUGCUAGUGGUAUUGAUGAUACUGGUAGUGCUUUAAAAGAACUGUCACCAAAUGUAUAUUUAACUCAUACAAAGGCUAAGAAAAAAAAACAAUCAAGUUAUCAUUUUCUUUUCUAGCCAUC
Messenger RNA from Cokeromyces recurvatus, 543 nucleotides. RefSeq lists its product as uncharacterized. The annotation marks the transcript as partial. Lineage: Eukaryota; Fungi; Mucoromycota; Mucoromycetes; Mucorales; Mucoraceae. The record is from RefSeq and is a predicted model, not a curated record. The transcript is spliced from 2 exons.